Messenger RNA from Aspergillus aculeatus ATCC 16872, 693 nucleotides. RefSeq lists its product as uncharacterized. Gene Ontology annotation, molecular function: acyltransferase activity, transferring groups other than amino-acyl groups. The transcript has a single exon. The record is from RefSeq and is a predicted model, not a curated record. Bases 1 to 693 code for a protein of 230 amino acids. Lineage: Eukaryota; Fungi; Ascomycota; Eurotiomycetes; Eurotiales; Aspergillaceae.
AUGAAUACCGCCACACCCCCCUGCCACCUCGCCCCAAUCAACCUGCACUCGCCCGCCGACUUCGCCGAGAUCCACCGCCAACGCCAGAUCUGCGGCUGGGACCACGACCUCCCCAAGCUAGAAAGCUGGAAGCGCAAGCAAGACGAAGGCCUGAAGAGGUUCUACUGGCUCUGCAUCCCGGACCCUACAGCAGCAGCAGCCCCAGCAACCCCCUCCACAGAAGCCAGUGAGGAAAAAAAAGUAGUCUACGCCGGCCACAUCUCACUAGACGCGUACAGCGACCCCGCAGACGAGGAACUCGCCCGCGCCGACCGCGCCGUCCUCACCAUCCAGACCCUCUUCAUCCUCCCGGCGUACCGAGGCCUGGGGCUGGGCAGCCGCGCCAUGGACCUCGUCGAGGCGCUGGCGGCCACCACCGAGACGCAGUGCCGGUGGCUGGCGCUGACGACGCUGAGCGAGCGCCAUUAUCUGGAUGAGUCGCCCGAGGGGACCGGGGUGUGGGCCCGCACGGGCGCCGAGCCGCCCGUCAUGGGGUGCAAUCAGUGGUGGUAUGCGCGGCGCGGGUAUGUGUUGUGGAAGGAGGAGCCGAGGUGGAGGGAGGUCGGGGUCGCCGGGGAUGAGGUCGUGUUUUAUGCGGCGUUUAUGCGGAAGGAGUUGGCGGGGCUGAGGGGGGGUGUAGUUGUUUCGGAGUAG